AUGCCGUUGAGGGCAAAGAUCACGAAUCCUGCUUUCGCAGGGCGGGCGCAGAUGUCUACAGAAAACACCCAGGAUGGGCGAAGGUUUCGAAGAGUGAGAUUGGAGAAGAAACCAGAGGUUAUCAAGGAACUGCCAGGCGACGAACCGGAAGAUGUUCUCUUCGAUACCCUGUACGGCGUGCGGACUAUUGAGCUUAACAAACAGGCCACGCUCAAUUCACUCGAUGGAUCGAUGGUCAGGAAAAUCAUACCGAGGCUACAGGAGUGGGCGAAGUCGGACAUGGCGAAUGUGGUGAUCAUCAAGGGCGCUGGACGAGCAUUUUGCGCUGGCGGAGACGUAAAGCAUCUUGCACAGGAUAACGCAACGGGAGAGGAAGGAAUGCAGAGAUCCACGGAUUACUUCGCACUGGAAUAUAAGCUGGACCACCUUAUUGCUACAUAUAGCAAGCCGUAUGUUGCGUUUAUGGAUGGGAUUACGAUGGGUGGUGGUGUCGGGCUGAGUAUCCACGCCCCUUUCCGGAUAGCGACGGAGCGGACAGUGUUUGCUAUGCCGGAGACGACUAUUGGAUUCUUCCCAGAUGUUGGAGCCAGUUUCUUUCUAUCUCGGAUGGUGGGGGGUGUUGGAACGUACCUGGCACUUACCAGUGAGCGGUUGAAGGGCGUCAAUGCUUUCUAUGCCGGGAUUGCCACACACUACAUACACUCUACCUCUUUACCUGCUUUGGAGCGACGAUUGGCUGAGCUCAGAUUCAAGGACUACGACACUAAGCAGCAGAGGCUUGAGCUGAUCGAUGCGACAAUUGAAGAAUUUUGCACCGGCUUGCCUCAUGACGAGCCCAUGCUUAUCAAGGGUAGUUUGAGGGAGGCUAUCGAUCGAGUUUUUACGAAGACGAAUGUGCCCGAUAUCAUCACGGCUUUGAAGGCCGAGGAGGGUGAGACCAAGGAGUGGGCGGAACAAACGCUGAAGACACUGCAUCGGAGGUCACCAACCAGUGUGCACGUUACGCUUCGGCAGAUGCAGCUGGGCAAGGACUGGGGUAUCUUGACCACCUUCCAGCGGGAACACGCGAUGGCUGCGAAAUUCAUGCGUCAUCCUGAUUUCACGGAGGGCGUGCACUCGUUACUUAUCCGAAAAGAUGGCGUGCCAAAGUGGCAGCCGGCCUCGCUGGAGGAUGUCGAAGGCGACAUUGCGACCCCGUUUUUCGCCAUGGAGCCAGAUUCGGCGUUGCGGCUGCUGAGUGGUAACGACUACAGACGGUAUCCGUACGAAUUUGGACUCCCUACAGAAGGCAAGGUUGAAGCUGCCGUGAUGGCGGGUGCAAAUGACAGAGAGCAGGUUCUGGGGCAUUUCCUAAAGCAGAGAAAGGGUAAGCAGGGUGUGCGCGAGGUCGUUGAGGAAAUUCUGGCGAGAAGGACUAGAACACAGGCUCUUGGCGGCUUGGCCUGGAUCACGGCCCCUGGAGCUGAAGAGACGAAGAAACCCGAAGAAGCACCACAGGUAGAAGAAGCACCUCAGGUAGAGGACGCCCCUCAGGUAGAGGACACACCAAAGGUGGAGCCUCAUCGCGAGCAACGUGAAUUACGGUAUGGCCCUAGCCACUACAACCUCACCUUUUCGACGACUCCACACCUGAUCGAUCUACCCUAUACCUCUACAACGCUCUCGAAAUCCGAUCCGAAUAUUCCGCACCAUAAGAGUACAAGAAUCAGAGAACCAAAGGAGGGACGGGGUGUAUCUGCUACACCGACAGGGAUACCUCUUGCCUGGCAGAAUAAACAGUCACCAACUUCGGCAAUGUCUUCUAAUGGCAGCGAAAAUGAAGACGGGGUGUCUGUCCGGGAUAUGAGACUGAAAGUUCUCUAUACCUUCGACGACAAGAACCAGACCAAUUGCCUGGCACGAUGGCCCCACGUCCUACAGGUACAGACAGUAGCCAUGGACGAGGCGACCAGCAUUGGAGUUAUUGAGUUGAAGAUCUGUAUAGACGCUAUUGUACAAUGUAGUCCUGAAUUGGUCGCUCGGCUUGGCCAGGACUAUACCGUGUACGCAUACGAUUAUUCCGAGUACGAUAAUCCUCUUGUUGGUCAAGGCAUGCUAUCCAGAGCAUUGUCUACAGCCUCUCCAACACCUGGAGCUCCCGCCGGUCAAUCGAGACAGCUUAUCACAGGACGCGUAUGCAAGAAUAUCAUGGGCCUAUUCAGCAAUGGGGUCAAGGAGACGCUUGAGGUAAAGCUGAGGCUGGUACCUGUGCCUACCAUGUUGCAGGGAGAGUACCAGAAUACGAUGGGGAGAUAUAGGGAGAUGAAUAAGGCGGUGCCACCUGGAUCCGACCUUAAUGAGUGGAAUUCGUUCAUGCAGUCAAAUCCAAACCUUGGCCAGAUGGCGAAGAAGAUCUCUCCCGCUCCUAUGAUAAACCCCAACAUGAGAGAUGGGGCGAGUAUGGAGGUUAUGAACCAGUUGUUAAGCCCGCACUCGCAACAGCCGAUUAUGCAGGAUCUCUUCAACCAGCAACAAUUUGAUCAGGCAGCUCAGUUCAGUCAGCAAGCUUGUUUCAACCAACAGCCUCAGUACAACCAACAGCCGCAGCUGAACCAUCAACCGCAGGUCAACCAUCAGCCUCAAAUGAGCCAAAACCAUUCCCUUCCGGUCCACCAGCCUAGCUCCACGCCACUAAACCCGGCUGGCUUUACACCUGUCAACGGCGAGAAAUCAAGAAAUGAGAGCCAGGAACCUGUGGCAGUGAGCGACAUGGGAAAUAAGACGUCGAGGCCAUCUUCGAGGGUAUCCGUCAAGAGACCUAGGGCUAAGAAACCCAAGGUUAAUACUGCUGUUGGCGGAAACACCUCUGGAUACGAAGAGGGAACAGAUGGAGAUGAUGGAUCAGCCCCGAAGAAGCGAGCCAAGGUUACGAAGACCAGUUGGGACGGCAAUGCGAGCUUGGGUAUCAACUCAGACUCUCUCAGAGUUGCAGCUGGUACCUCCGGGUCAUUGCGUCUCUUCAGACCAAUUGCCAUGAGUGGCCAGAUGCAAGCUGGUGGUCCUCCUGGCUCCCAUCUCGUGGAAAUCCCACGCGCGCCUACCCCCGUGCCCAGAAUUCACAAUCAACACAUCCCAAGUCAGCCCCAAAGCUCUCUCCGCCCUGCGUCUAGUGCGUCUCAAAACCCUCCUCCUCAGAGCCAAUCUCUUCACCCCUCAUUCCAGACCCGAGAAGAUCAAGUCAGACGAUCUAUUGAGUCAGCCCAUCCUUCUCCGGACCGGUUCAGUCCUGUUGAGACGCCAAUUGACAUGGGAUCUUCACCCCCUGCCAUGAGAACUAGACUACCAUCUUCCAUGCACUCCAGUCCACCAUGUCCUUCAAGUCCUGUCCUUCCACAGAUGCCAAGAACAGACUCUGGAUUCAUGAGCGGCUCAAUGGAUGACCUAUUCGGAGAAGAAGAGGCAGAGUGUCCUGCUGACGAUGGUGAAUUGGAAAUCGUGACACGAGAGGAGUUCGAGCAAGGAGCUGCUCAUCACAGAGCACAAAACCCACCCGAGGGAAGCAACUUCAACUUCAUCAUUCAAGAGGAGGUGCCUGGCCCCCCAGAGCUACUGCCUACUCGUAUGCCAGAAAUUGGUUCUCAAAGUCAGGUCGAAGGCAUAGCUAAAGCUGUAAUGGGUUACGCUAAUGGCAGUGUGGUAUCCGAAGAUGGCCAGGUCCUUCCCCCCUUGAAGAAGGGUAAUCGUGCUCCUAUGCGUCGAGCGAUGAGCCAGCCCGAUAGCAGACAGCCACAAUACCAGGCUCAGAAGUCUUCUCUGGGCCCUGGGCUACGGGAUACGCGCUCAACACUGCCUGAAAUUCGGCCACAUCCGCAGUCAAUGUCGCAGCCCCCACCCGAUCUUCCGUGCCCUACUGGUAAUUUCAUGAACGGUAUGCCCAUGAAUGGUCUCCCAGCUCCAAAUUCUCAAUAUGCAAGUUAUGAACAAGCUCGGAACCCUCAUAUCUCUGCACCUGCGCCUCAAAACACUCCACACCCUGCCAUUUUACAAACAAAUUCAAAACUUGCGCAAAAGUUAGCUCCCGGGCCAGCACCGAGCCAACCUCUAUUAGCACCUGCUCCUGCUUCUGCUCCUGCUUCCGCGUCAGCACCUCUGUCAAGACCAACAUCUAGAUCGGGAAUGAUGGUUCGGACAGCUUCCAUGGGAUCGCUGUCACUUCCGCAAGCCCCUUCCAGCGACCCUGUUCUGCCUCCACCUGUUCUUCACCAAUCUCAAAUACGGCCAGCAGCUCCCCAACCAGCCUCCGAGGCUCCUACGCCGUCUGCGAAUCAUAUGCAGCAGCAGAAGGCUCCCGUCAUGACUUAUCAAGGCCCACCGCCACCAAGACAUGAUAACAUGGUCUACAAGCCGAAGGAAAUCAAGAAGGAUUAUAUCAAGAAAAAGCUCGAGCUCGCGAUUGCCAACGGCGAAAUGCCUCCGUAUUGUGCGAAUUGUGGAGCUGUCGAGACUCCCACCUGGAGAAAGGCUUGGUCUCAGGACUUGGAUGGCGAGCCUGGCUAUCACGAGUACUCGGACAAACCAGGCCGUGUCACUGCGAUCAUCAUCUUGGAGCGCGAUGAGGAAGAAAAGCCGACAAAGUAUAGACUCGUGAAGAAGUCUCUUGGCGAUGGAGAGAUGCAAACAGAAUUUCGUGAAUUUAUUUUGUGCAAUCCUUGUGGCAUCUGGAUGUCUAAAUACAAGGCCCAGCGCCCCUCGAAUAUGUGGGAGAGUAACGGAUUGAUGAGACCUCGAGGAGAAAACAAGCCUCCAGGAAACAAGAGAAAACCCACGACUCAGCGAUCGAGGGCUAAGAAAGGGCAAGUCGCAAUCCCAACGUCUGAGGCUAAUUUCCCCAUGUCGGAUAUACCCGCUUCGGAUGCCAAUUUCCCGAUGUCUGAAGCUCCUGGUACUGGAAAGCUUGAUGGUGUUUCUUCUGGCGACGCGAGAGGUAUACAGCAGCCAGCUCCUGUCAACACAGAGCGAGAAUAUCGUUCACGAUCGACCAGUGCUCAACCUAAGAGGAAACUGCAUGCCAUGACAUCUGAUGCUGCUUCCGCCGCUCUGAGGCGCGCUAUUCAGUCUAGUCCUGCGAGGUGGAUUGGUACUCAGCGAAGUCCCAUCGAUGUUGAAGAUGAGCCUGCUAGGUUUGCUCCCACUCGAAGAUUACUAUUCCCAUCUCCAAGAAAGGACGGCUCGCCUAAGUCGUUAGGAGAGGUGGAAGUAGACGUUCAGGUUACUACUGCUGCCACCGAGUUCCACUCACCACAGGAAAGCAUGACCGAGGUGCAAAUUCAAGACAAGGAGAACUGCCCGCCAGUGAUUGACGAUGACAAUGUCGAUGCCGAUCUUCUCCAGCUCUUCGAGGAGGAGAUGGCGAAGGGUAAUGAAAUCGAGCGUCCUUCUACACCAGUCCAAAAGACACCCACUCAGAACCCGUUCAAGACACCAACCCGUCCGACUCCUAGCCACAGACCCAUCACUCGCAGCGUGUCUCGUUCGAUUCGUUCAGCCAGAUCUAGGCGAUCCGCCAAUUCACCAAGCCAACUCCGAAUAUUUGACCGAACUCCCACGCGAACACCAAGAACAGGAACCCGCCGUCGCUCACCUCGGAACGAAGACCCCCUCUUCGAGUCUCCUUUCACCCAGACCCUCAAUCAACUCAUGGCCGAAGCCAACAACCAGGAGUCUCCCUCCCGCCCGCACACCGACCUGGAACUCGAUUUCGACUCUCUACCUGAUCUCGGCCAGCAACACAACGUCGACCUGGACUUCAACCUUGAAGAUUUCUACUCCACGGACGUGCCAAUGCCGAGCUCCCCGCCGGCGGGAUUCGGGCUGUAUGAGGACCCAGCUAUGCGGGAGCAGCUUGGGGGGUAUGACCAUGCGGUUGGGACUCUACUGAAUAAAGGAGGUGAUGAAGAUGAGGAUAUGCAUAUUAAAGAGGAGCCGGGGAUGUCGCCUACGAAGAUGCCGGAGGCGAGAAAGCAAGUAUGUGGAGAGGUGACGGGUGAGCAAAACGUUUGA
Molecule: messenger RNA, 6039 nt
Organism: Drepanopeziza brunnea f. sp. 'multigermtubi' MB_m1
Lineage: Eukaryota; Fungi; Ascomycota; Leotiomycetes; Helotiales; Drepanopezizaceae
Biological process (GO): silent mating-type cassette heterochromatin formation; rDNA heterochromatin formation; regulation of transcription by RNA polymerase II
Molecular function (GO): zinc ion binding
Source: RefSeq, a predicted model, not a curated record